GUACUCAUGAAAGAGCGGCACGGCAUUACUUAGCAACGACGGAACCUUCAAUCAACAGUCGCUUUGCCCUUUACAGUUUUGCAGAGCCUCUGAUGAUUUCGGAUUUUCGGCCUCUUCACACUUUGCAGUGCCAUGUCGUCUGCAAAUAAAAUAAUGGCAGGGGUGGACGCGGAUUGCAGCAAUUUGAUAGUCAACUUCUACAGAAAAAUGACGUGCGAUUUCAACGCUUUCGUAGAAUCUUGGAUCGAAAUGGAAUUUUAUUAUAUAUUCAGUGGAAGGCCAUCCGUUAUAGAGAUGAAGUAUUUUACCAGGGAAAUUCUUAUAAUUGCUAAAAAAUUGGCUCUUUCCAAGUUCACAAAGUGGGAACGAGUAGGAGGGCUAUAUUUAAUGUUUGCUCUCUUCAUGACCCAGCCAUUGGAAAACAAAGUAAGGAUCAGAAUCGAAUUGGAAGAAUGGAAAACACUAAGAGAAUUUGUAAAGAAUAUCGUACAGAAUAGCAAAGAAGUUGGCUUUUGCUUUUACAAGCUAGUCCAUGAAAAGGCGUUCGAUUUUGUAUUUGCUGAGAUACCUUAUUCAAGAGAGAGAAGGAAGGUAGAGGAAACUGAAUCAGAAAAAAAAAAUUUCCAGGCCAAGCAAGAAGACGAUAGGCUAAGGUUCCAUGAAAUUCUUAAGAUGGUUAAUUUUGACAAAGAAGAAUGGCUUAAAGAGGAGAGUGCACUUAAUGCAGCAAAAGCAAGAUUAAACAAAUUGCUACCUCCUGGUGAAGUAAAAUUUGAAAUGAGCAACUUUUUAAGUCCAUUUGUUCUUGAAACUCCUGAGACACAUCCUGAAACCCCAACUCCGUCGACAUCUGGCACUCAGAAAUCAUCAAAUUUGCAAGGAAGAAAAGGACAAUGGUUGAUAAAUAGCAUCAAGCCACCUGAAGAUGAAAUAACAACAGAAGAAUUGCAUCAGGAAAUCAACCCAUCCUGUUCUCUUCCCAUGAUUUGUGAUAAUUUUGAUGAAGCUGCAGACGUGGAAGAUGUAUGAUUUGAUGUAAUAGAGACUGAUUUUUAUUUUAAUGAUUUAUUAUUUGUAAAAAACUUUUAUUUUGUCAAUAAAUAAUUUUUUUCUAAA
Messenger RNA from Cimex lectularius (bed bug), 1116 nucleotides. RefSeq names its product snRNA-activating protein complex subunit 1-like. The record is from RefSeq and is a predicted model, not a curated record. Gene Ontology annotation, cellular component: snRNA-activating protein complex. Bases 133 to 1029 code for a protein of 298 amino acids. NCBI's taxonomy places the organism in Eukaryota, Metazoa, Arthropoda, Insecta, Hemiptera, Cimicidae. Gene Ontology annotation, biological process: snRNA transcription by RNA polymerase III; snRNA transcription by RNA polymerase II. Gene Ontology annotation, molecular function: sequence-specific DNA binding. The transcript has 7 exons.